GGUCAAGGGAGGCGGCAAAUGAGGUGCAUAUGGGACAGUGGGGGUGAGAAAGAAGGAAACAACCAAUUUAGAUCCUAGGUCCACAUGAGCGAUGAAGGGCAAAUAGAGAAAUCUAGCCCCAUCCUCCCUCAAUGCCUCCUUGGGUAAGGACAAACGCCAAAGGAGGCGCCAUCCCAACGCGGUUCUGGGCGCAGCUCCCCAGCGGCCCCUGCAGAACCCGCGAUCGAGAGGAGACCUCCGAGCUGCCUAGACGGGACCCGGAAGUGCGCGCCGGGGAGCCCGAGUUUCCAGUCGUGCCCGGGGACCGAGGGCGCCGCCGCUGCGGAGCGGCUGCGCGAUGACUGCCCGUCCGUUGUGCCGCGCUCUGAAGAAAUUUUAGAGGAGGUCUUGUCUUUGGAGCAGCACUGGGGAUUGGAUCCAGCCCAUGGAGAAGCUGCCUGAGCAGAUAACCCCGGAGUCCCUGUCCCCAUCCUCCAAGCAGGAGCCCCGAAAGAGCAAGGAUGAGAAAACUGACACCCAGGAAGGAGAAGUAACUUACCCAAGAUCACCCUGCUGGUAAUGGCAGAGCUGGAAUUCGAAUUCAGUUCCGCCCGGCUCCCGAUCGCUUCCACCCCCACCCCCUUCAGCGCACCGUUGAGCAAGGCCCGCCCCGCGAACAGCCCCCGAGGCCAGGUGCCUCUGGGCCAAGGGCCAGGUGAGCGGAGGGCGCGGCCACAGGUUGGUUACCAAGAGCCUGCGAGUUCCUGUCUUUUUUCAUCCCUGAAUCGCUGCCGCUGGCCUGAGCUGGGCAUGGGGCGUCCAGUGAUGCUGACUUUAGAGGACAAAGACGUAAAGGGAUUCACGUGGGCCGUAGCCCCCGCCUUGACCUCCUUGGGCUACCUGCUCAUACUGCUGGUCUCCAUCUUUCCCUUCUGGGUGCGGCUUGUAAACGAGGAGUCCCACGAGGUGUUUUUCAGUGGCCUGUUUGAGAACUGCUUCCAUAUCAAAUGCUGGAAGCCUCGACCCUUAUCAGUGCACAUCAUUCUCGGCCGCGUUUUCCUGCUGUCUGCAGUCAUCCUGUCUUUCCUCACCACCUUCAUCCUGGUGUCCUUUGCAUCUCAGCUCUUUCCGAGGACCCGGAAGCGCAAUUUGGUGUCAGCCUUCAUCAGCUUCCUCACAGGGGUCUGUGCCUUCCUGGCCUUGUUGCUGCAUGCCCUGGAGAUCCAGAAUCUGAGGAUGAAGCCCACCCCCCCCCAGAUCUCCGUGCAGUGGCCUUACUACGUCCUUGGCUUUGCCAUCGUUCUGUUCAUAGUGGCUGGUGCCAUCUGCCUCUUUCAAGAAACAGCCUGCCUUAGCUGCCAUCGGUUGCCCAAUUCCCGGAGUAUCGAGGAAACCCAAGGGGUCCCCCACCUGGAGAAUCUGGAGAGUUUGGGAGGAGACCUGAGCUCAAUACAAAAGGAGACACUGCUGAAGGAAGAAACAAUUACCUAGUCCGGGAGAGUGUCCUCCACCCAGCCUCAGCUCUGUGAGUGCCUGCGUGGGGGCCUUAGGGGCAGCCAGUCUCUGCGGCUUCUGAUAAGCUUCCUGAGUCAGAUCAGUGCUCCCCUUCCCCUUACUCACAGUGAUUCUGUCUUGCUUGUCUUUGCAAUUUAUUAAAAGUUUUUUGAAUUA
Messenger RNA from Callorhinus ursinus (northern fur seal), 1650 nucleotides. It is a transcript of the gene TMEM225B, whose product is annotated as transmembrane protein 225B. NCBI's taxonomy places the organism in Eukaryota, Metazoa, Chordata, Mammalia, Carnivora, Otariidae. The record is from RefSeq and is a predicted model, not a curated record. Gene Ontology annotation, biological process: negative regulation of phosphatase activity.